This is a messenger RNA of Microplitis mediator, 2317 nucleotides long. Its product is annotated as ATP-binding cassette sub-family B member 10, mitochondrial. Gene Ontology annotation, biological process: transmembrane transport. Gene Ontology annotation, cellular component: membrane. NCBI's taxonomy places the organism in Eukaryota, Metazoa, Arthropoda, Insecta, Hymenoptera, Braconidae. The coding region runs from base 236 to 2203 and encodes 655 amino acids. Gene Ontology annotation, molecular function: ATP hydrolysis activity; ATP binding; ABC-type oligopeptide transporter activity. The transcript is spliced from 4 exons. The record is from RefSeq and is a predicted model, not a curated record.
AGAGGAAUGAAAAUAACCUCGAAAAGUUAUAACUCAAAAUAAAAUUAAAAUUUAUUUCAUGAAACAAAGAACAUAUUUUAUAAACUAAUAUGGUAAAUAAUGAAUAUUAAUAUACAUAUAUUUAUAUUAUAAAACGAAAAUAAAUGUUUUCAAAAGGAAAAUUAAAUGAAAUCUCUAAAAUAAAUAAAUAAAUGAUUAUUUGUGAUUAUUUAUUAACAAUAAAUAUUAUCAAAAGAUGACACAUUCUGGUAAAAUGAUAAGUUGUGUUAAAUUUUUAGGUAAAUUUCAACGGAUUAAAAUAAAUAUACCAUUAAAAUGUUACUACCAUACGUUAAGAGUUAAUAGUAAAAAUAUAUAUAAAACAAAAAAUUUAAAUAUAUUUAAACUGAAUUAUAGUAAUACGUCAAAAGUUAAAUUGAAUGAAAUUAAAUCUGGAGGAGUAUCUAAAGAAAGUAUACCAAAUAAAUCAGAAAUAAAACGAUUGUUGUUAUUAGCAAGACCUGAAAAAUGGAAAUUAACUGGUGCAAUAACACUAUUAUUGAUAUCAUCAACAGUGACAAUGGCUGUGCCAUUUUGUUUAGGAAAAAUAAUAGAUAUAAUAUAUACUGAAGACAAGAAUAAAACAAAAGAUAAUUUAAAUAAAUUAAGCAUAGUAUUACUUGCUGUAUUUAUGAUUGGUGGCUUGUGUAAUUUUGGUAGAAUAUAUUUUAUGUCAACUUCUGGAUACCGCAUAACACAAAGUCUACGUAAAAAAGCUUACUCUGCAAUAUUGAGCCAAGAAACGGGAAUGUUCGAUAAAAUAAGUACCGGUGAAUUAGUUGGAAGACUGUCUGGUGACGCACAAUUAGUUAGUUCAGCAAUAACAAGUAACGUAUCUGAUGGUUUACGUUCAUCAAUAACAACAUUAGCUGGUGUCUCAAUGAUGUUUCAUUUAUCACCUCAACUUGCCUGUGUUGGAUUAGGAGUCGUUCCACCAAUAACAGGCUUAGCAAUAGUAUACGGUCGUUUCGUUAAAAAAAUAUCAAAAGAUCUUCAAAGUAGUUUAGCAGUACUAAAUACAACUGCUGAAGAAAGAAUCGGUAAUAUAAGGACAGUAAAAGCUUUUGCACAAGAAAAAAAUGAAAUAAAACGUUAUGGUUCAAAGCUUGAUGAUCUAUUAAAUUUAUGUUACAAAGAAAGUUUGUACAGAGGUAUAUUUUUUGGUUUGACUGGUUUUACGGGUAAUGCUAUUAUUUUAUCUGUAUUAUAUUACGGCGGUGUUAUGAUAUCAGACGCAUCAAUAACCGUUGGUAAUCUUAGUGCAUUUUUAUUGUACGCUGCUUAUACUGGUAUGUCACUGAGUGGUAUAUCUAAUUUUUACACUGAAUUAAAUCGUGCAUUAGGUGCAAGUACAAGACUUUUUGAAUACAUAGAUCGUAAACCAAAAAUUCCUAUUGAAGGAGGAAAAAUUUUAGACAAACCAUUGAGGGGUGAAAUAAUAUUUGAUAAUAUUUCUUUUAAAUAUCCGACAAGAGAAGACUGUUGGAUAUUAAAUAAUUUUUCAUUAAAUUUGCCAGUUUGUUCUGUUAAUGCUAUCGUUGGUCCAUCGGGAUCUGGAAAGUCGACAAUCGCUUUGUUAUUAUUACGAUUAUAUGAUCCGCAAUCUGGUAAUAUUUUAAUAGAUAAAUAUAAUAUUAAGGAAUUAAAUCCACCGUGGGUUAAAUCGCAAAUUGGAUUUGUAUCACAAGAGCCUGUUUUAUUUAAUGGUACUAUUAAAGAGAACAUAAGUUAUGGUAGAGAUGAUGCCAGUGACAAUGAUAUUAUGGAAGCGGCAAAACUAGCAAAUGUUUUGGAAUUUACCCAAAGAAUGACUGACGGAUUGGAUACUCUUGUUGGAGAACGCGGUGUUACUUUGAGUGGAGGACAACGGCAACGAGUUGCUAUUGCAAGAGCUUUAAUAAAGAAUCCGAAGAUUUUAAUUUUGGAUGAAGCGACCAGCGCACUUGACGCUGAAAGUGAAAAUUAUGUCCAAGAAGCAUUAGAACGAGCUACUCAAGGUCGUACGGUAUUAACGAUAGCCCAUCGAUUGAGUACAAUUAAAAAUUCACAUAAAAUUGCAGUUAUUGACAAAGGUCAGGUUGUUGAAACUGGUAAUUAUAACGAAUUAAUGUUAAUUGAAAACGGAUUGUUUAAAAAAUUAGUCAAACAUCAAACAUUCAGUUAAAAUUGUAAAUUAAAUAACAUAUUUUAAUAGCUUGUAAAUUUUAUGUGGUGGGAUGUAAUAUAAUAAAUAUAUGUAUAUGUAUAAAUAAAUAUAUGUUUAUAUAAAAAAUUGUAA